AUGCUUAGCCACAUUGGAUCACGAGAACAUAAUGGGAAGGUACAAGUUUCGAUUGAUGAGGUUUUUGAUCGUUUCCAGCAGUUGGAUGUCGACGCGUCAGGCAAGGUCAGUAAGCGCGAACUGGAACGUUUUUUGGCAGGGGACGAUGUCCAGCAUACGUUUAUUGUUGUCUUUGAGACUGCUGACAUCGGAAUCAGCUGGGACGAUAGUGGAGGAGGGGGUGUAAAAAAUCAGCGCCGUACAAAUUUGGACAAUUUGUUCUACGAGCCCUUUGUUAUCGUUCACGACUUCGCGCAGACGCUCGACUUGGAGAUUGAUACAUCUCGCAGAAAGCACGUCCCAAAGGGGAUCUUGGUAGCAGGAUCAACACCGAAUCUUCGGGCAUCAUUAGCUCGCCUACUGACCAAAAUAGAUGCAUGGUUUGAGCCUGCAGACGGUGGCCCAACGCUGCCGCUGCCAAACCCAGUUGUGAAACGUCAACUUCUAGUUGCAAAGUUGGAUACGCGAGCUUACGCGUUCAUCUCUGACAUUGUUGAUGCUCUCGGAGAUGCUCUUUUUGUUGCAGCACCACAGCAAUUCAGGCUUGGGUGUGUUGAGGAUUCUAAGCGACCGCUCACCCUUUCGCCUCCUGAUGAUGGGCGGUGUGACACGUCCCUACAUCGACACCUGGGUUUCGGUAAUGUGCCCACCGAGAUCCACGCUUACUCCGUGGAAAGUCAGGCAGUGACCAAGUGCGAAUGUUCACAUCGGAUUUGCUCUCAGAGUUCGAUAGGAAUCGAAACUCGCGCGCUUCUGUGGCUGGAGUUCGAUGAAUUUCGAAAAUUAUACAUGACUCAUUUAUUUGAUGACGCUGCUCUCAAUGAACUUCGCACUCGUGUAAAGAUCCGAUUUCGAAGUGAAGAGGAGAUAAAGGCUCUGGCCGAGGAGCGCGCAAUGAUCCAACGGCGAGCAAAGCUCAAGCUAGAGCUCGAAAUGAGGCGUGAGGCCAAUCGUGCAAUUAGAGAGCGCCAGAAGAGAAAAAAUGCUGAUUCUUACUACCGUGAUUGCGAUGGAAACUUGCGCCGUGGCCGGGAUAAGCCUGCACUCAAGACUGUGUCGACCCAAAUGGAGCCUACUGAAUAUGAAACGACAGUCAGCACCAACAUGGCCAUCACGCGGCGGAUGCGGCGCCGACUGAUUCGUGAGAAACAAGUUCGAAAGCGCAAGGCAGUCUGCGCCACUGAGCACAAAGUUGAUGUAUUUAGAGCCAUGGAAGACACCCGCGUUGUGUCCCAGCGUCGGCAGCAAGUUGUGCGCCUAUUACAGGAAGCAGGGUAUACGAAUGUACGUGCCUCGUCACUGGAUGACCGCAUAGGAACUAUUGUAUGUCAUGAUGUGCCCCAUCCCUCCUUUUCUGGGCGAGCCUAUGGGCGUCUUAUACUACGCAGCCAGGUAACUAAUCAUCCUAUUUUUCAUGGCCUGGUCAGGGUGCCACUCAUUGCCAAUCACCCCCUGCAUGCCUUCGAGCUACUUGCGUUUGCCCGCGACAUCAGGCGUCCUAGUGCUGCUGCCUGGCAUGCCUUCUGCAUGCCACCCCUCUGUCGAGGAAUCGCCCGCCAGCGGUAUCGCGAAGCUGCCAGGGCACAUGAUCGUUCAGAGAUUGUUCAUCCUGCAGUCUGGGGUAGUUUUGUCGCGUCCACUGCUACAUUCUACGACGCGAAUUACACCUCACCCACCCUCUACGGCUAUACUAUGCAACGGCAAGUGUUGGAUGCGGGCAGUAGGCCACAACGUACUGAUGGACUCUGUCCACUUCGUCGAAUCCCACGUGGUGGUGGCUGCGUGGACCCGAUUGUAGGUAUCCGGAGUGGAUUUGACGAGCUAGCUGAACCAUGCCAUGUUUGCCUCGGCGGUGACACCACGCACGAGCAUGUGAGCAAAGUAUUCUUGACUUUACAUACUGAUCUUACUACACGCACAGCACUUGCACACGACCGGCAUGUCCGACACAACCGCGCGGAGGUCCUUAUCAAAUCAGUCCCAUGCGGAGCUGUCACAAAACUCACUUUGCUCUGUGAUGACAGCGUUGCUCAUCUGCACCACCUUUUUCGUGCAACCUCGGUGCAUGGCGUUGCGGAUAUUGCCCUUUUUCAUAUUCCAACAGAGCAUGGGCUAGUUGAGCUCGAUAUCGAGGCAUCAAAUGAAGCUGGAAUUAACGACGGCAUGGAACUUCCAAAUCGAGGGACCAUACCUCUCUUCAAAUAUGGGUUAAAUCAGGCAGGCGCUCGUGCGGUGCUCUUCCAUGGUUGUCACACCUCUAUGUGGUCAAUGAUUCACGUAUUCAUUAGCAAUAAUUUACUCCUCGAACGUCUUGAAUCUGCGCUAGAUUUUGUGCCACAUCUUGAUGGCGCGCCGAGAACUCUGCCUGGCUCAGAUUUAGUUCAACAUGGACUCUGGGAUGUUUUUGUUCUUCAAGUUUCUCAACAAAAGCUCUACGCACAACAAGACGAAGCUGCUGAACAGCAGUUUUGUCGAGACCUCGAGAAGCGUGAGAUGGAGCAUCAUCAUGCGAUCAUGCUGGCUGCUCGUCAGGCACGCUGCAGCUCGGCGCGCACCAGCGCCUGCAACUCACCACGCCCGUUCCAUUUAGUCGCACCAGCAUCCGCAAAAUGGGCCAAUAGCCGCCACAACAACUCCCCGGGAAUUCUUUCUAUCCCUAAAAAAAUUGAUCCUCGCCGUGUGUCCGCGGUCAUGGGCCGACCAAGGAUCCACGAAUAUGCGGGGCUCGAGAUGCGGCGCGUGUUGAGAGCAGCCCUUGCCCGCGCGAAGCGUGGUAGUAAAUUUGAGCCUGAGCAACGGUUUCGCAAAGCCCGAGCCGACUGUGAGGGGUUUACAUUGCAGCGGUCGAGCCGCUACAUCUGGAACUUCCCGCGCGACGAGUACCUCUGCAUGGGCCUCUUGGAGCUCGACGGCAAGGGCAUGGAGAUCGAGUUCUACGAGGGCACGGACCGGUGCACGAUGCUGCUGCGCCUGUCGGAGGACGCCAAGGGGGAGUUCGAGAAGUUCUCGCUCGGGAACCGCGAGCAGCGCGCGGACUUGGCGCGCCGCGCCGAAGGCGAGGACGCGGACGAGGAGUCCGCGGAGUUCGACGCGGACUGCGCGGAGAUGGAGCGGACGGCCAACACGGUCGGCGCCCCGACGCUGCGCUUCUUCGAGGACAUCGUCAAGGGGCUCGACAACGCGAUGAUCGAGAAGUACGAGCUCUGGUCCAGCCAGAUUCGACAUCCUGAGCACUGGUCGAUCGCGGACCCGCCGUCGGCGGAGGUCGCCCAGUAUCAGGAUACAAUAGCGCGAACAGAUGCCCAGGGACGGACGUUCUUUGUGGACCACAACACGAAAACCACGUCCUGGACGCGUCCCUCACCUGGAACGCCGAUGUCCCUAGAGACUGACGAGCAGCUUGCGCGGCGGCUGCAAAUGGAAGAGGAGUCCAGUGCGUCUGCGGUAUCAGCGCCGUCAUCGGGGAAUACCAUGAGUGAUGAGGAACUCGCUCGGAUGCUCCAGACCGAAGAAGAUGCGUCGUCGGAAAUUGAACCGAAAGAGCCUUUGGCCAAAGACCGCCGCCUGGCGAUUUUGAAGGUGUGUGGGUCGACGUUGGCCGUAUUCGCAGAUGAAUCACGUCCUAAAGCAGAGCUACGGGUGGAACUGAUUGCAUCGACUCUGCUAGAAUCUUCGAGCCAAGGCAAGCUCCGAUCCAUGAAAGACGAAAUAUUUCGCUGGAAGGUCACCAUCGCUGGCAUCACCUCCGCGAACCUUGGUACUGAGUCUAUUGUCGAAGGAGGCAAAACUGGCAGGGGCGAGAUAGAGUUUGCCGCAGCGGAUGACGCAGAACGCGCGGCGUGGAUAGGCUGGCCAGACAAUACCGUGUCUCUGCAAGAAACUCACGCCAUAUUGCACAUGUGCAUCGUAGCGGGAGCAAACAUGCCAAAAUCUGCGGAUCUCGUGGCCAAGGCAUUCAAGCCACUCUUAUCUGCAGCGCCGACGCCAGAGAGAGCCCAAGCCCUGAAGACACUAGCCAAGGCACUAGGCGCAGAUGGAACUACGUCACCACAACUUGGCGCACUUGUGAAGGCUCUCAGAUCAUGCGGUGCACUAGCUUCAGUGGCAGAAUGCCUUAAAAGCGCGCCCGGGCAGGAGUCGGCAGCACGGUGCACAUAUUUUGCUGCUCGUGCGGAGACUUACACAGCGCGGACUCUCGUGGAUGAGAGGGUGGAACUGCUCUUGCUGCCUCUCCUCAUAGCGCCCGAUGAUGGUCUGCAGCAAUGGGCAGCGGCUGCGUUGGCGCCGGUCCUGGCAGGCGAUCCCUUUCGAGCCUCGAAGAGCAUCAUUGAGGCUGGUGGCGUAUUCACAAUUGUUGCGUUGCUGUCUUCCUCAUCACCUGAUGUGCGUUCGCAUGCGCUUGCAGCCCUCAUCUCACUUUGCUCUGGGGUAAUUGAAGCUGCCUGGCCAAAAUCGGCAGUCGGAUCUGAAGAAGCCAAGGGGCUACUAUGCAAGCUUGUUGAUGGCGCUAUCGACGCUGGGAUUUGCCAUUCCAUUAUUGCGCUUCUGGAAGUGCGAGACGAUGUGCGCGUCGCCACUGCCGCCUUGGAGGCAGUCAUAGCCCUGAGCUAUUCCAGCAAAUCAUUUCGGCGUGUACUUCGAAGUGAGAUUGGUGGCGAUGUGCGCCUUUCUACUCAGCUUGUAACUGCUUGCGGUGACCGACGCUUCGGAGCUCAUGCCCUCCGUGUCAUGGCAGAUGCGUGCUACUGUGUAGACGAGCAGACAGGGGCUGAGGAUCGUGUUGAGUCCGCAGCAGCUUCUGAUGCUGCCAGGGGGUUGUUUGCUGCCGGCGCGCUCCCUGUCGCCAUCGAGGCGCUCGGGACAGAGUUUGAAACUAGCAUGGAGCUGAAUCAAUCGUUACUCCUUGAGGCCUCAACACUUCAAGGUGCGGAAGCUCGUGGUUAUGCAUCACCUGGAAAUUCGAAGCGUGACGAUGGAGCUCGAAUUGCUGCAGCUCUUCUAGCACAUGCGCCUGGAGCGGCAGAAGAAUGUCUUGUUGGUAGCCAGGCUCGUAUGGUGGCGGCUUUAGUCUCUGUUGUGGCUUUCGAGCUUGCGCCGUCCCUUGCGGUACGAGAAGGCAAACCACGUGCGGUGGCAGCGCUGCCAGCUCUCACUUUGUGUGUAUCAGCUAGCGCACGUCAGCAUGAUGCUAGGCCUGCUGUCGAGGCCGCACAGGCUGGAAUCCUGGAGCUUCUCGCAACGCACAACUUCUUUGAUGCAAGUCUUGGGUAUUCUCUCGACCACACCCCUUGCCGUGGUCUUGUUGCCACACGUUCAGCCAUGCUCGUGCAUGCGUUGAUCAUGGCGUGUUGGCGUGAUAGUAACGAAGGUUCACUCCUAGUGCUCGCACUUGCUGCACCACCCAAUGGUCAUACUCUUUCUAGGCUCUGUGGGCUCCUUGAUGGUCUUGUUUCGACUGGUCUCGCAAUUUCGGAUGCGGGUCCACCUCACCCACACCUAGUGGACUCACUCAUGACGGCAAUCCUCCUCGCGCUUGGCUCGCUCUGCGGAGCAGCGCGACCGUAUGGUCGCGCAGCGCACCCAUCAGAGAAGCUUUGCAAACGUGAUGUCGUGCAAAGUCUAGGCUGUGGUCUGGCAAUCGCAGCGGGCCUCUCGCACGAAUCUAGAGAAGUUCAGCCCUGUGAAAAGCGGCGUGCAGCGGCACGCCUUCUUGCAUCGCUUUUACGCAGCGACUGCGAACAGCCAAAUGACAGCAUCAGCACCACGGCCGAGCCUCACCAUGCUAUUGCAGAGGCUCUUGCGCAAUCAGGUCUUGUUGGGGUAGCAGCUGCAUGUCUGACUGACGAUGAUGCCAUAAUUCGUGCGGAUGCGGUCGAUGCAUUUACCGUACUCUCUACAUACGCCCUGCGCGAGGAUCGCGAUGUCGCCCUGGGUGCAGCUGCACUUGGCGAUAAUCUCUCGCGUGGCAUCGUUGCUUCUGAUGCGGCAGCGAAGCAUUCCAGUAGCGGAUGUACGCCAGAGUUGGUGCCACUUAGAGCUACGAUAGCCGUAGAAAAGGCAUUGCAGGCACUUGGAGCUGCGUGUUGCCGUGGGGGUGUCGCAGCACGCGAUGCCGUCGCUUUUUCCACAGGAUGCGCUGGUGCCUUCAUUUCUCUAACGCGCGCCCCGCUUUCUGCACCGUCUGAUUUCGGCGUGCGUUGUGCAGCCAUCUGUCUCACUGCGAUUGCAGCUCUUGCAAAAGAUGCCGAGGGUCGAGCAAGUGCCCUUGCUGAUGCAGGUGCUUGUGACGCUGUUGCUCUAGCGCUCGUCGCUGCAAUGCGUGACAAAGAUGGCAGUAUUGCAAGUCUGCAAACUGCCGCUCUUAGUGCAAUGUCAGCAUUCUCGAGCUUUCACAGCCCACGCCAAGCAUUCACCACUACUGAAACACCGGUUCUCGCCGCGCUAUUUCUCUGUAUCGUUCAAGUUGAUGAUGCGCCUAGCUUUGAGUGUGGACACUUGGCUCUUUCGACGCUCGUGCACUUUGCACAUCCUACUGUUACUGUUAGCGAGCCACAGACCGCUAGCAAGCUGGCCACAGCAGCAAAACAAUGCAAGAUUGUUGCAGCUCUGACCCACGUGUUGAAUGGUGCCUGGCGUCCAUUUUGCGUAGAUACGGCACAGCAUGAUCUCGUGAUGCGGUAUGCUCACGAGUUGAUCACUGCCCUAGCAAAUGCGCCAGCAACAAUGGAGGGUCCAACAGAUAUUGAUACCCUUGAUGGCGACACUUGCCCUUUGGAUGUUUUGGUUAACGAUCGUACGGCUGCGGUGUCCUCUGUUUAUGCUUCUGAGUCUACUCGCCUACCAGACGAAGCCAUCAGCGCCGCAAAAAAGAAAUUUCCGUCUUCCGCCGAACUAGUUGCUAGUGAUGAAAAGCAGCAUUUUGAACAGAGAUAUGGUGCGUGGCUUCUUCGUCGUGGAACGACCAACGACUCCAAACUCAGACACAAGACCACCGCGCUUGCUGGUGCAGAUAUGGCUGCGCUCGUGUCACUCAUCACGGCACCCGAGCCUUUGGAUGAUGCUGAACGUAUCACAGCGCACCUGUCAGCGGUAGAUUGUGCAUGUACAGCUCUUGAGGACAUCAUAGUUGAGGAUGCAGCGGGCACCACUGCGGCGCUCGCUAUCCAAGGUGGCGUCUUGACCCGCCUGCUCAUGCUUGCACCACGGUCGCCAGCCGCUGCUAUGUGCCUUGUUGCGCUCUGCGAAGCUUCGGUUCAUUUUAUGUGUGCCGUCUGCCGUGACUCUGAUCUGGCCGUCUUGGCGCUGGCGAUUACGCUCAUGUCCCGUAAUAGACUCUCUACAGCUCUUGGGCGCCUUGCUAUCAUUGCCGUUGCCGAGGCAACAGUUGAAAGCACAACUGAUAUCAAUGCAACACAGCCUGGUGCUCUGGUUCUUAUCUCGAUGCUUGCUCCUCGUUUACAUGACGCCACGGAUGGUCAUGAUCAUCUGUUUCGUGUUGAUUCUGAUUUUUUCCCAUCGGGUGGUCCCCCCAGUCUGCCUGCAUCAAUGAGUUCACUUCUUGACGCGAUCGCUGUUGAUGACUCUAGCCGCAUUCGUUGUGUGGAUGCUUUUUCUAAGGGCGUCACUCUCCUUCUAGAUACUGCCGCUGUGAAUGCUAUCGCAAAAGCUACUCCCGCUUUGCUGCGUGUACUCUUGGCGCUACCACCGGGUAGCCUUCGUGCACGCGCGCGUCGCGCCAUCGCAAUUAUUGCUGCUGAGAUAGCGGAAGCAACACGCUAUCUCCUUGGUGCUGGCGCUGUAGAAGCUGCUGUAAGGCUUGUGGUUGAGGCCAAGGGAACUCCCGGCAAGACGGCGGCCUCUGACGCCGCUUUUGGUUGCACACUGCUCGCAUCGCUGGUGAGCAAUGCAAAAAGCCGCGCCGCUCGCGCAGCCCUUGCACACGACGGUCUCAUGCCAGCCCUGGUAACCUGUGUCGUCCAGGCAACAGCCUACAAAACUAGCCCUCUCGCAUUUGCUGCGUUGUCCUUAGUCGUCAACCUCGCAGAUGCUGGUGAUGAUGCUGCGGCACAUGUCGCGUCAAGCGAUGAUCUUCUUCAGGCCCUUGCAACCCUAGCAGCGGAGAUAGUGUCGCCUGUAACCACAGGACUGCCGUUGAAUGCUGCAAGUUGCAACCAAAUUUAUGACGAUGGUAGUGUCCAUAGAGAACACACCGACAAAAAGGUCCAUAUAAAGCAAGACCCUCCACCGAAGGCCACGAGGCAAAAUCGGAUGCAUAUUGCCGAGAAGGCCCUGCUUGCUCUAGCAAAUAUCGCCAUAGGACCACGUGCGCAGCGCGAAGCGCUUGCCAACGUCAACGGUAUUCUUCAUGUGGCCGUAGGCAUCCUGAGGAACGCCAAACCAGGGAUCGCCCAGGCUGCCGCCGCUCGCCUGGUUGCUUCUCUCCUCGAAGCACACGUGAAUUUAGACGCUGAAGCAGAUGAUGCAACUUUUACAGCUGCAACCCUAUGCGGUGCCCUCACUAUCAUGACUGAAAGAGAACUGCAUGCAGAGACAGCGUUGCGCCUUGUCCACGCCCUCAAUGCGCUUUUGUGUUAUGCGCAAGGUGCAGAUGCUCUCCAAUCCUCCCAACCAACAUCUGUGCUGGCUAUGCUACUCAAAGUGACGAUGACAAGAUACCCUGAUGUUGCUGAGGCUUGCGCUGCUCAGAUAAAUACUCUGUGUUACGACGCCUACCAUCGCAAAGCCCUCAAAACUGAACAUGUUGUAACUCUAGUCGAUGCUCUCAAGGUACCCGAGGCGACUGCCCUCCAGUUUCAUUGUCUCGCCGUACUCAACUCUAUUGCCCACACUGAUGCGGGUUGCGACAUGAGUGAUGUGAUCAACGACGGCGGUCCUGCGAUAUGUGUGCUAGGCGCGGGCAAGGCAGCUGUGGCUCCAUCUGCAAGGCGACUUGCUGCGAUACUCGGAGCUGAUUUAAAUUCGAUCAAAAGAAACUACAAAAGAAACAACCCCGGGCUAUUUGUUCCGACUCUCAUCUCCAGGAAUGCGAAAUGUAGUGCGCUGGAAGGUGUGGAGUCUCUGAAGAGGUCAAAGGCCGGCGAGGAGCAAGCAAAUCCCAAGUUCCCAGUCGAAGAAGCAAAAAAGGAAUGCCGGGCCCCUGCUGAUGAUAGUCAAAACAAGUGCGCCGGUGGGCCAAGGGCCAAGAUGUGCGUUCUCUUGUUUCGCAUAGAAGGCACUGUGGAGCUGGAAAUAUCAUCGCCAAAGCACGGCGCUGAAUUCGAUAAGACUGCGAUACGCAUUAAUGGCGGCAUCGAUGUGGACGUGUCCGUGUUGGCGGGGACGCGAAAAGACUACAUGCACGAUGCAUUUGGUCUAUCAGUUUGUCUGCAUGUAAACGGCAGCGCCUUUGCUGGUGCUCUUGACUGCGUCGCUGUCGGGCUGGACGAGCAUGGUUGUAUAUUGAGCUGUGACCUGACGCCGAUCAUGCGGCCAGGGUGUGGUGGCGCCACCGAAGUAACCAGCGCACCAAUCUUGGUGAAAAUUAAAGAUAAAAUGUCAUCACAAGAAUCAGUCUCAGGACUCCAUUCCGUCGGAAGCAGGCCUAGGGUAACUCUCGUCUUAACGCAAUUACCGCUUACCAUAGAUGAUGCACAUCGUGCACUAAUGCUAAUUGCAUCAAUAAGAGCACACGAGCUGUGCGAGAGAAAGCGCAUUCACGAGCUCCUCGUUGUUGUGCCCGAUGCGCAUGUUUUUGCCUUAGAUAUCCUCAAGCAGGUAAAUCAUUGUCUCGCGAUUUCAAUCGUCGAGGAAUCCUCACUGUUUGAUGGAAUGAUUCAGUCUACUUGGCCCAAGUAUGCUCUCCAAAUGGCAUUGAAGCUUGUUGUGGCACAACGUGUUACGACCAAAUACUAUAUCACUCUUGACGCAGAUAACAUUGUUGUUGGCCCUCUUGAUUUGACAGAGCUCUUUCCCGGUGGUAAGGGCGUGUUUGCGGCAGAGCCGAGGAGCAUUCACCCACACUGGUGGGAUGGUUCUUCCCAGGUCCUUGGGCUCAACGAAGACGCUUCUCCUGACGCAAUGUCGUGGGGUUUCAGGAUGUGGUGGAGCGAGUACACGCUCUACCGACUUGCACUCGACAAGCGAGACAUCUUUUGGGAACUCCACACCCCCUCCACAACAGAGCCGCUCUGCAACGCUAUCUGGUUUCAGGAAGAGCUUCCCUGGAAUUCUAGGUCGGCAUUUGAGAACAAAUCUUGCAUCUUCUCUCUUGCGCCGAUGACCGCGGCACUCUCGCCGUCGGAGAUGGUGUGGAUGCGGUCUGCGAAGGCCCGGAAAGGCCUGAGGAACGACGGGGGCGACGCCGCCCAAAGUUGGCGCCGCGCGCGUGUCCUCGAGGACGACGCCGACCCGUCGUACCAUCCGCGCCUCGACCGCGCGGAGCGUCGGCUCGAGCACGAAGCUGCGGCGGUCCGGGUCCUCGUGGACACGGGCGAGGUCGUGGCAGUAGACGAGGAGGCGGCCCUUCUUGAAGUUGAUUCCGUUGAUCUCCUGGUCCGCGGGAAGCGUCUCGAUCACGCGGUCGCGCGGGCCCUUCGCGGCCACGAAGAGGUCGAACUCGUCCUGGUAGCCGUGCGCGGGCGUCGCGCACGCGAAGACGGCGGCCUCCUUGAGGUUCCGCGCGAUGGACUCGCCGUCGCUGAAGCGCAUGGCGCGCGUCCGCCGCGCGCCGGCCGCGUCCGUGAGCUCGAGGUGGACGCGGCGCAUAACCGACGCGCACCCGUGUACUGCCGGACGCCGACGCGCCCGUCGCCGAUGGGCGACGUACUUGACGGCCGCGAAGUACUCGAGCCCCGCGGCCGUGAUCCAGUAGCGGCCGUAGUCAGCGCCCGUGCUGCCCUUGGUGGCGUAGCCCCGAGCCACGAGGGAGUCGGACUUGCUCGGGUCAAAGAGGUGCUGCCACGAGCUCCGCGCUGCGUCGAACUGGAUGUUCUUCUUCUGGACGCGACGCUCAGCCGUGUUCGCCGACGCCGCCGCGAGCGCCCGAAGCGCCUCCAGACCAUGCGCACGCAGCGGCAGCGGCACGCCGUCCUCGAGGUCCUCGGUCCGCGGCCGCGCCGUGUCCCGCGCAGCCUCCUCGCUCCCGCCGGAAGCGGUCCUGGCCCGUCGCAUACACCGCGCUAUUUUGGUGCUGGUGGCGGCACCUUGACGAGAUGUUGGAGUGUACCGUUUUCGGGGUUUUAUUCGCGCGCGAACGCGGCCGCGGAGCGACGCGCGGCCGCCGCGCAGAACGCGAUCAUCGAGUGGUCGGAUUGGACAUCGGAUUCCCAUCCGACGCGUCGGACUCGUAUUAGAGCGCAUAGAACGCAAAGGUUUGAAUCUAUUCUCAGGAGAUACUUGUACAUUGGGGUGAAGAUGGUGAGCAAUUCCAACAGUCGUGUGGUGCAACUCACGCUUGAUGAUCGCUUGGAGAUUUCGCCGACGUUAUUUUCUGUGCGUUUGACGGUGCCAAGAAAGUGGUAUGCAAAACAAAUCUUUGUGCUUGUCAUGGCCUUUGUAUCUCGUCUCAAGGAUAAACGAGGUGCUGACCUAUCGGCUUCUGACUUGGAGGUGUUCAUAGCGGGUGAAUCUGUUUCACUCAAAAGAUCUGUUGAGGAAGCACUAUGCGGGAUCUCGAACGUACAUGUGCGACGACGACCGUCACCAAUGUCAGCUCGCCGGGAAAUGCUCCAUCGAGGCGAGACAACACAUGUCCAAGCAAUAGUUGAAAGUAUGGCCGCCGUGCAUGAAACCAGUGUGUCAGCAACAGCUGCCAUGCUAGGACUCUCAAAGUAUCAAACAUGUGAGAGCUUGCGGCGUGCACUACUUUGCCACGGCUGGGCGGCUUGUGCGACGGUGCUGCCGCUGCUUGGGGAGGGAAUAGAAACCGCGCACCUCACCUCUGCUCGCCAAGCAUAUCGUUGUUCGCUCACUUCCGGGCUUGGGCAUGAAGCUUCGAGAGAGGCACUGCACCGCAAAGCGGUCAGACUUGUCUCUGCAAGCUGUGCAGCAGCACGUCGCUUAGCAGCUAGACCGGGUGGUCGUGAGGUGCUCUCUGCGACUGGUGUUUUCCCCUACCUGUGGGAGCCAGGGACAAUGGAGGCGCAGCUCGCUGAGAGUGAAUCUAUCCUUGCCGGGCGCGUCGCGAAGGAAGCCAUCCGCCUCGAGCUGAGUAGGCAGCGCCAGAUGACACCAGCCAAAUCGCUUCGUACGAUGACCGCAGCCCGGAUUGUCCAGGGGCACUCCGAUGCCGCCCUCGGACUUGCAGAGAAAGGCUUCUGCAUCCUAGAAGAUGUUCUUUCGACAUCGGACUGUCGAGUCCUCUACAAUCACUUUAACAGUGCGCUUCAACGCGGUGAACUUUUUGGUCCCGUAAGCAGUGACGCCUGCAAUAACGGGUCGUUCUCUCUUUCAAUCCCAACCAUGGCUGGUGCUGGACCAGAACCGGAUAGCAACGUCAUUAAGCGAGAGAUUGGGCGGCAUCCCGUGAAGAAGGAGGCAUUCGCGAAGGCGUUUGCGCUGCGAAGUGCUCUACGCGCGCUUGUAGGCCUGCCUGCAGAGCUGAUGGACAGGCUCAAUUGCAAGGGUGGCAGAGCAUUAGUCUCCGUCAAUGUACCUCCGACUGUUAUGUGUGCUUGCUAUCCUGCUUUCACGGGCGCCUGUUACUACAAGCACAAAGACUGGUACCCGUAUGAAACUUCGAAUCACCGCGAUCUCACCAUCGUUUUAUACCCAAACAUAGGCUGGACCGAGGAAGAUGGUGGUGAGCUGAUCAUUCACGGUGCAGAUGGCGCGAUUGAAGUCAUUGGCCCUCUUGCCGGUCGUGCAGUUGUGUUUUUUAGCCGCACCAUAUGGCAUGAAGUCCGACCGACCAACACGCGCAGUCGCUUUGCAUUCACCAUAUGGCUUGAUCGCGCACCGCAAGGAAAGUAA
Molecule: messenger RNA, 13008 nt
Organism: Aureococcus anophagefferens
Lineage: Eukaryota; Pelagophyceae; Pelagomonadales; Pelagomonadaceae
Exons: 36
Coding region: 1-13008 (4335 amino acids)
Biological process (GO): cellular response to hypoxia
Molecular function (GO): protein binding; ferrous iron binding; peptidyl-proline dioxygenase activity
Source: RefSeq, a predicted model, not a curated record